AUGGGACGUUGCCCCCCAUACAUGCCUUCGUAUGGCUGUGAACAUCUUAACCGGGACAUCCUGAACACCAUUAAAUCAGUUCGCGAGUCGCGUUCGAAUUGGCUCGAAGACCUUGUGCACUAUACUUGCCUCGAUUGCGAGGAGACUGGCUCAUUCAUCACACUCAAUAAGCACCAUGAGGCAACCAAACAUGGCUUUGCCGUUAAUGCAAAGCAUCUAUACUGUAUGAGGUGUCGCGAUCUCGUGUAUGACCCAAGCACUUUCAAGUCUCGAAAACGCAAACAGCUUCAACUAUCAGAGGAAGAUGAAACCUAUAUCUCGACAAACACCGUACCUAAGCCUUGUGGUCGGGAAGGUGUGCGAGGCUUGUUCAACCUAGGAGAGACAUGCUAUAUGAAUGCUGUGCUGCAGAUGAUGGUUCACAACAAUCUUCUUGCACAGUAUUUUCUAGGUAUGGGCCAUCCAGUCCAUACAUGCCCCAUCUCAAGAGAGCCCGAGAAGAAGAACGACUCCGACGAUUCAGAGGACGAGCUAGCAGAAGACAAGGAGCAGAAAACUUGUGUAGCCUGUGCUAUGACCGAGGUCUUUUCCGAUGCCAACACAGUUGACCAGCCAGUUCCUGCCCAUGCUGUCAAUUUGCUAUUCGCAUCAUGGAAGCACAUACCUAUCAUGUCCGGCAAGGGUCAACAGGAUGCACAAGAGUGGUUUACUAUCAUUAUUGAUAAACUCCAUGAAUCUGCCGUAAACCCUUCACAGAAUCCAGCGUUCAAACCAAAUCACAAGAAACAUUGUCUGUGCUUCUUCCACAAGGUCUUCUACGGCCGCUUCUUAUCCGAUGUGGCUUGUGACGUUUGUCACAAAACGACAACCACUGAAUCCGAGUAUUCCUCGAUCGAUCUCGACUUUCAGAAACAGAAGAAGAGGAAGAAAAAGCUAAUGAAGGAAGCUGCAGCCGCAUCAGCUCCUCCACCCGCUAGUUCAGCAAACGCUGCAAAUAGAAGAGCUGCUGCAGCUGCAGUACAACAACUACCGCCACCCGUGCCUACCCUGUCCGAGUGUCUGAAAGCAUACACAUCUCCCGAAGCACUAUUCCAAGAGUCCCAGCAAAUAGAUUGCCAGACCUGUAAGCGCAAGACCACGGCCCAGAAAUGUACACGUGUACGAAAACUGCCUGCUAUCUUGACAAUGCAUGUCAAGCGCUUUGGUAUGAAGAAGCCGCCGGGUGCUACGACUGGGUCGAACGGUCUUGUAUCCUCCCUGAUCGGCACGCCUGAAAAGUAUGAAGGCAAACUUGAUUUUCCUCUCGUUCUAGACAUGCAUCCCUACACCACUCAUGCACAGCCGAAUGGCUCCUAUCGAGAUCGACAACAUUGCAUCUACGAUCUAGAAUGUGUGGUUGUGCAUCAGGGUGAUCACGCCCACACUGGCCACUACUACGCGUUCUGCCGUGUAGCAGUUGGAGAAGGCAAAGAGAUGAAAUGGUUCAAGUUCGACGAUGAGAUUGUGAGCGCAACGACGACUGAGGAAGUUCUCAGACAGGAGGCAUACCUUCUGUUCUACGGCUUAAGAGACAUCCCAAGCGUUUGUGGACCAUCAGUGAAUGGCGAAACGAACGGGAAGCACGCUAAUGGGACUACCAAUGGUGACGUGAAAAUGGAAGAAAGCUAA
This is a messenger RNA of Lithohypha guttulata, 1668 nucleotides long. RefSeq lists its product as uncharacterized. The transcript is spliced from 2 exons. Gene Ontology annotation, biological process: protein deubiquitination. The record is from RefSeq and is a predicted model, not a curated record. Gene Ontology annotation, molecular function: cysteine-type deubiquitinase activity. Lineage: Eukaryota; Fungi; Ascomycota; Eurotiomycetes; Chaetothyriales; Trichomeriaceae. Bases 1 to 1668 code for a protein of 555 amino acids.